CUGUUUGAAAACAUUCAACAUCUGUUUUGGUUCAAUAAAUUGUCAAUGGUUUCUAAAUCGAUUUAUCAAUAGUUUAUUUAAGUUUUUUUUGUUUGGUUAAUUAAUUAAAUGGUGAACUUAUCUUUUUGGGGCUAGAAUGAAGAAAUCUCGAGAUGAUCAACUCAAUGCCUUUGUUAAUUAUUACCUAGAGAAAAGGAACUAUUUCAUUAACCAUCAAAAUAAGUCAAACAAAGAUAAAAUCAAAAAAAGAGGUUUAUCUAUCAAAGAAAUGAUUACAAGCAGUAUUGUGGAUAAUUGUUGCCAAAUAUUUCCAAUCAAAGGUCAGUUUACCAAUCGGGACACUGAUUUUGACUUUCUGACUACCAAUAAUACAAACAAGUGCGAAAAUCACCAUGACUUAUCAUCAACAUCAUUAUCACCUGAUCAAGAAGAAGAGAACCUGGAAAAAGCAUUUGAUCAAUUGCAAAGACUGCCGCCUUGUAUACCAGGGCCAUGCAUAGGCUAUUUAGAAGGUUGCAAUCCAUGUACAGUUGAUAUAAGACAAGACAUCAAAUAUUUUGCUGCUGGUUUUGACAAUUCCGAGAUUAAUCUUUGGUCGCUUACUGCCCUAGGUUUCAAGACUCAAAAAAGUUAUUCCAACCAACAAUCGUCAAUUUUAUCAAAUCCUUUAAGAUUGGCCUUAGAAUCUGAUGUAAAUAAUGCAAACUCAGAAACAUCACCUCAUAGAUUGCACACAUCUCUAACCGGCGAUAAAACGCUUUCUGGUGCAUCAAUCUUGCGUGGCCACUAUGGUCCAGUCUAUGGAUUAAAUUUUGUUGCAAAUUCUCAUCUUAUUUCUUGUUCAGAAGAUACAACUAUUCGCCUUUGGGAUCUUAACUCGUGUAAAAAUAAAUUUGUUUAUUCUGGUCACCUCUACCCGGUUUGGUGCAUCGAUAGCAGUCCUUUAGAAUUAUAUUUCGUUUCUGGUUCUCGUGAUACUACUGCUCGCCUUUGGAACUAUGAGCGUCUCCAUCCUAUUAGAAUAUUUGCUGGUCACAUAUUAGAUGUUGAUGUUGUCAAAUUUCAUCCCAAUGCAGCUUACAUUGCUACCGGAUCAUCUGAUAAAACGAUUCGUCUUUGGGAACUUAAAUCUGGCCAAGUGGUUCGACUCUUAGAAGGCCACAAAGCAACAGUUACUAGCUUAGCGUUUUCACCUGAUGGCAAAUAUUUGGUGUCAGGUGGUGAUGACUGUGCUAUUAAAGUUUGGGAUCUUCGCACCACAAAAGGGCCCUUAGCAAGCUUAACAUCUCAUCGAGCUCCUGUUAACGAUGUUUGUUUCAAUGGAGAUGGAUCUGUGUUCAUAUCUGCUAGUUCAGAUCGUACUGUUAAAUAUUGGGAUUUCCAGCAAUUGAAAGAAACCAAUACAGUGAACAAAUACUUAUUACACUCAACGCCGACAGACUUCUCUCUAAUUAAGUUAAAAAUGUUACCUCAUAAUGUAAUUUAUAUACAUGGUCAAAAGUUAUAGUCAUUCCAGUCCCCAACUUGCGCCUGAUUACGAUUACAAUAGAUAAUGAAUAUGAUUUCACCGACUAAAAACGGACUCUUUUUUGAAAAACAAAUUAAUUGACAAAUAAUUAAAUUUAUGAAUUUUUUAAUUUA
This is a messenger RNA of Tetranychus urticae (two-spotted spider mite), 1641 nucleotides long. RefSeq lists its product as uncharacterized. NCBI's taxonomy places the organism in Eukaryota, Metazoa, Arthropoda, Arachnida, Trombidiformes, Tetranychidae. The record is from RefSeq and is a predicted model, not a curated record. Gene Ontology annotation, molecular function: protein binding.